Molecule: messenger RNA, 8307 nt
Organism: Lachancea dasiensis
Lineage: Eukaryota; Fungi; Ascomycota; Saccharomycetes; Saccharomycetales; Saccharomycetaceae
Source: the annotation of a GenBank genome assembly
AUGGACUCCUCUCUGGUUCCAUCUAUUGUAGAUCUUCUAUCUUCUGGUAAGCUCAAGGAAAGAAAUCACGGUCUCGAUGAGUUGACGACGUUGUUGAAACAAGACCCUGGGAAAUUGCCUCCAAAAUAUUUGUACUCGAUACUAGAAAUCCUAGUAGAAAUCGUGGAGCUAGAACGGGUGAAGUACGAGAAACUGGUUGCAGACGAGUCGGAGACCACAGCAAGCAGAAGAACAGCCGUAGAAAACCGACUUUCUUCUGCGUCUUACGUCUUGAGACUGGUAGUCCUCACUACCAACUCCAAAUUCAAGUCAAAGCAUGUCAAAUUUCUGGUGACUUUACUACCAGAGCUGAUGGCAGUUUCACAAUCGCCAAAGCUGCUCACGGGUGUUUCGGUCCACCUCCUCUGUGCGCUGGAGUCACUGGUGAAUAGCGAAUGUUUUCAAUUAAAAUUCGAGCCUCACCAAUGGGCGACUCUUGUUCGAAAAUCCUGUGCUUAUUUGGCCUCACAAUUGGAUUUCUCGCUAAACAAUAAUGACAUUCAUUAUCUUCUCAAUAUUCUGAACACGUUAUUGCACUUGGACUCCGCAAAUCUUCCCGAAGUUGAAUCCGAUUUUAUGGAACCCUUAAUAAAAAUCCUACAACGCUCCCAUAUGGAGAACGGGUGCACCAAAUCGCUACUACGACUCGUAAACAGCUACGUUUUGUUCAACCACCUGGUUAACUAUGUUAAUUGCCUCGAAGUGCUGGAGUCAACUAUGCGCUAUGUGGUCCGGAUAGGAAAAAUGAAUACCGACGGAAUUGAUCGUGAACUGGCCAUUUUUAAUGUUUACCUGAGUUCUUUGGCUAAUUUUCGCAGACUAGCUCCCACCCAGAAAAAUGAGAUCCCCGUGCACCCUGAGCCCGAACGAUUUAUCCAAAUAUUCGAGGACUACAUAAAUACCACCUUGUCCAACAUUGAUCCAUUGGCCCUCAAAGUAUCAUCCUAUCAAUUCGCGAAUGUUUCAGAUCGAAUGGAGUGGCUUGAAUAUGAAGCCUUUCAGCUGGAUCGUAGCUCCGAAAUAGUGCCAUCUUUGACCUUAUUUGCAAUUUGCGAGAUAUUAGCGACUUACUAUCAAAUAAGUGAUGCAAAAAGUGUGGAGGAGGAGGGCCUUCUUUUCAAAAGAUCAAGGAAAAAUCUGUCGUUUGAAUCUAUUUUAUGGGAGACUCUCAACCCAGCAUCCUUUAUAUCCAAAUGUCUUGAGAGCUCUGACAAAAACUUCCAACUGAUUGCACUUCAAGUUUGUGGUUUUUACGCAGCGUCUCAUGACUUUGAAGGAUUUCAAAUAGAUCAGUUGGUGACUUUGAUAAUUCAGAGGUUCAAGGAUCCAAGAAUGGAAGGCUGGGUAUGUUUUGCGCUAACGCCGCUGCUGUCUAGCUCCAAGUCUGAGAUACCGCCACAAUUGACGCAAAAGAUUUUCCAUUUGACCCUUCCCCUAGUAAAGUCUAUCGAAACAUGCCGAAGCGCCUGUGCUCUAAUAAAAUGCCUGCUUGAGUUUCAUAGCAGUGACUUGGUGACAGACAGUUUAAUUGUGCAACAAGUUAAUAACCUGUACGAGCUUUCUGAUGUGAAUGGGCCCGCAUUGCUCAAUAAUGAGGCUUUUUUGUUUUGGAUGCAUUUGUAUAUCUUCGAGCCCUUUAGACCAGCAACACACAUCUCUGCUUACACCAAAACAACCUCAUGGCUGAUUUCGAAAUGGAAGUACGUCGAUUUCAGUAAAUCAGAGCAAUCGCAAUUUCACGUAUUUAUUGCCUGGCUGGCUGGCGUAAACUCGGCUGAUCUGGAGAGAGGAGCCAUUGACCAUUUCUCACCUCAAUUUGGUCUUUACUAUCUCAACUGGGAGCGCUACUCUCAGGAGCGUGAGUUUUUGCUAGGGCGUCCGAGUUAUCUUCCUCAAAGAGCACAGAACUCUCUAGUUGUGCCCAAAGCUUCUAUUGAUACCACUCAACUAAGGAAUGUUAUGAAAAUGUUUGUCACAUAUAUCAGCGAAGCAACUGACAGUGAUAUGACCAGAAUAAAAUGGUGUUGUAAAGCAGUUAAGUUAAUGUUUCAACUUGUGGGCCAUCCAACUUUGACCGAGCAGAUCAGGGAACUAGAAUGCGAAAUAAUUAAAGCCGCACGCAGAAUUACAGACCCUUUGGUGUUCCUCUCGCAAGAUAUUCUCAACGAACUUUACACACUCAAGACGGUGACCGUUCGGUCGCACAUUUUUUUUUCAAACCUUACGAUCCCGAGCUUGUUGAGCGUUUUAGGCAGUAUUCUUCUAGAGCAAGCGAAGUUACCCAAUAGUACCGACGCAAUGGACAAUUUCGAGAACUCACGCGAAAGAAAAUCUCAAAGUUCAACACCAGCAAUGCCUGAGAGGAUCAUCGCUACAAUUGACGGCCCAGUUAUAGAUUGUGUUUUGCGGCUUAUGUGCUUAAAAGGCUCUACACUGGUUGGAGAAACUAGAGAAGAUAAGCUUAACAACUUAGUGGUGUUCUUGGGGAAUAUUCCAGAUAACUGCAUCUUUGCAUCAGUGCCUGCGGUCAUAAGGUUCAUGAAAAGUGCCGGCCCAUUCGAGUCUGAAUUGAGCUCUAUGGGGCGCUUGACGCAAAUAUUAGGAUCGGCACUCUUAAGUCCCAAAUACAAUACGUCCGAUGUUUCAAUAUCAAGGUUAGCAGCUUUUCUGGACUCUACGCGGUGGGCUUGGCUCCCUGGCACAUUCCAGCAGCUACACUCCGAUUCAAUUGAUAUUCUGGAUUGGCUCACUACAAAGCUCAAUGAGAACAGUUUCAGUGGAAUUUUGGCUCUCACAGAUAUGUCAACUCUAUUACUCAAUAUGCUCAGAUUUCACGACCUUUCGAGCGGAAGCUUUGUGGGAGGAAAGCAAAAAAUUUUUGGUUCUCUCAUCAAUUGCUUGCGCCGUUUACCUUUGCACGCAGUUAUCAGCGCUGUUCAAGGGUUCCAGAACUACUUGGCUAAGAUUAGUUUAAAAAAUCAAAUUAUCGUAUUUUCGGAGUUUGCAGAAAUAUUCCAGCCCUUGGAAGAUGCUAUAGAAAUACCUGCGUUUCACUCGAUGCUUUUGUCCAAAUCGGAAAUGGCUGCCGGCCAUCAAGUUGUCUUGGCAGCUCUUGAUCUGUUGCAACGACAUAGCCGUGCUAUAUCUCAACCAUACGUGGAUCAAUGUCUUGACAUACUCGCUAAGUCGAGCGGGUUAGAAAGUAGGCAAGAGCUUUUUCACUUAUUUCGCUUUGAAAUUAUUGAUCACUGGUACAACCUAAGCUUAACUACGCCAAGUCCAAACUUUGAGCGGUGGGAGAUAUCGGCAUUUGGUUUUGAAUCAAGGAACAUAUUUGUGAAGCGCUACUCCAUUGAGCUUUCAAGUUUUUGUUUUGCUAAUAACCACCAACUCUCUUUUCUUAUCGAGAGUUUACGUGCAGCUACUGAAAAAAAUGAUAGAAGCCUUCUUGAAGAUUGCCUCCAUUUAACUAUCCCGUUAGGUCAUUUACUAGCUAAAGAUUUCGACUUCAUUCACAAACAGCACAAGCAGGCACUCGGCAAGCGCUACGCCUCUCUCAAUAAAGAUCUUGCUAGAGAAAUUGCAUACUGGGUUCUUCAUUUCACAAAGUGGGAUUCUAUUGAUGUGCUGCGAAGAAUUUUUAAUGGUCUAGGUUCCAAACCCACGUUAUCCACAACACUCUUAGCCUGUUCUACUACCUCACUCAGGGUCCAUAGCAACUUGCAACUGGAUUCAGAACUAUCGGUGACUAUACUUAAGGCUCACGUCCAUGCGCACCACCUCGAUGCAUUGGACCUGAGUUUUUUACUAUUCAGAAUAGCGUCAGAGAUGAAAAGUACCACUGUACCUAGUCUGAGGGUAAACAAGCUGAGGCAGAUAAAGUGUUUGAUUUUGCUCUUUGAAAAAUCUCUGGAAGCUUGUAGUGCUCUUCCAAAAGUGGUUCGUUACUUGACUCACAUUCUGCGUGGUGAAGAACUGUUUGGCGAGUUCGUGGAUUUGUUACACUUUAUCAUCUUGUUGAACUUCAAUCACAUAACUGAGGUCAUUGAGAUGUAUUUGGCAAUUUUCACUUUCUUUCUGGGAAAACAUGGAAUGCCCAUAGCUCGGGUUACUGCUGCUCUUGAAACAAAUUUAUCUUCCCAAGAUGACGUUUUGGCGGUGAUGUAUUCCAGUACUUGGAAGGCUUGUUUGGGCGUCUUGAAGGGAGAUAGUUUGGAUUCGCGUGUUUAUUUAAAUGAUGAGCUCUUGAAAGUUGAUCAACCGUCAGAGGACAGAUAUUUGUUGCUAUCCAACCUCUUUGAAUUCCACUCAAAACCUGAGCCAUUUCCUCUAAACUUUACCUACUCUCAGCAGGUAACUUUAAAUCUGAUUGAUCCACCGUGCCGGCUAGGUGAGGUGGAGACCAAUUUCAACCAGUGGCGAGGUUACUACGUUGGUGGUUUUUAUUUGAAAAAUGCGUGCAUUCCCAAGGCAUUGAAAUGCCACCCGCUUACGUCUUCACCAGACUGCCAAAAGUCACAUCUGCAACGAUUGAUAAACAGUUUGAUUUCAUCAUAUUCUCAAUCAGAAGAACCUGACUCAUAUCUAGCACUUUCAUCUGCACUUGCUUUGUCGUCGGAGGCACUAGCCAAAUAUUCCUUUGAUAAAACGUCCCCUGACGUAGGACUAUCCUCGACGAUACCAAUCUACAUGCACUUAACAACUCGCGAAUUUCGUCUGCUUCCUCUCAAUGAGCCAUUGUUCAAGGGAACUACGGCACAUCAUGAAGCCGGCAUUGGCCACAUUUCUCACGAUAAAUGGAUUGCAGUCCUGAUUUGUGAAGUUAGCCAAGAGCUCGAACUUAUUUUACCAGGGUUCUGCUGCUUCGCAGUUUUAGCAUCACAGGACACUUCAAUCGCCGAGUCAAUGCUGCUAGACCUGCUUUUGAUUUUAGAGAAUUUAAACCAAAGAAACGGUUCAGCUUUCUUUCAAAAAUUAUUGAAGAUUGGCCCAAGCUUGAUUCGAGUCACAGAUAUGGUGGAUUUUAAAAUGAAAGCAUCCUUUCUUCUACGCGUAUUCUCUACAGUUCAAAGGGAAAGUGGCCAAGGUAACAGAAGCUUCUCAGUGAUCUACAAUGAACUCGACCUACGAGCGUUUUAUAAAUUGGCAUCCAGCGCGGGGAAGCCAGUACUGGCUUACAUGAUUUUUGAGGAGUGUUCAGAUGGUCUAGAUGGCAGCGACUUACCGACACUGCAAAAUGUAUUUGAAGCUGUCGGAGACUUCGAUUUGAUGCAAUCCCUUCCAGUCAACCCUUCAAUCGAUUACGCUUUAUCUUCUGUCGCUAAAUUUGAUGCAAGAAGCUUCAAAAACUUCAUAUUUAACAACUGCAAGUUCAACGUUGAUAGCAUCUUAGAUAGGGGCCCACAGCUGGGUGAUCUCAUCAGGACUAGUAAUCUCAAUGGCUUUAGUGGUUUGGCAGAGAUUCUUGGCAGUGCAGACGCAAUGCACUCGAAAAGAACAAACAAUGAAGCCUUCCAGUGGAGCUUGAGACUUGGUAAGUGGGAUUUACCUGCUCCUGAGGAGUUCAAUUCCGCUUCUGGGGCCCUUUACUCUCUGUUGAAAAACGUUCAAGGGAAGCCAGCGGAAAUUAUGAAUCUUUCUCGUUCUCAUUUAAGCUCUGUGGUCCAUAAGGCUUCUUUAUUUCUCAAGCAGGAUGAAUGGGCAGCCUCUCUUACCACUAUUUUAUGCAUUGAACUAUUUAAUAGCCAUUGCGACCAGCCCCAAUAUCUUCGAUCACUUAUGGAACAGACACAAAAUUUCGACUUGAAGCGAAUGGAGAACGCAGCUUUUACUGACCACCAAAUUUACAUGAAAGCCCGUCAAAUGUUUCUUAGCCUUUUAAGUGACGCUUCCGUCGUCCAAGCUUGUGAAUGUGUUGAGUUGGCAAACUAUGCUAGUAUUGCCAGACAAAGUAACGACGUACACGAGUCGUUGACAGCGGCGAUGUUGCUCGACAGGAAAGCUGGUGUUCUCGGUACUAUGACGGAGGACACAUAUUGGAAUCAGCUGGCUACCUUAGAAGGCGCUCAAGCUCUUUGGUUACAGGGUGAGCAUCAAAUCGCGAUUUCAAUGCUUAGGAAGCUGCUCCACGAAAAAAAAGAACCUUCAUUCGUUACAACAGCAUCCGAAAUUGGAGGGGUUCAAAUAUCUUCCGUUCAGUUAAGAGCACUACUGGUUGAGUGGUCAUCUUUUUUACGUAAAGAAAAUGCCCAAUCAAUUUAUGCCAAGUACAUCUCAGAGACGACUAGCAAUAUAUCCACUGUUGAAAGUUACGAUGAUAGAGCUGAAAUAUUCAUAAAAUUUGGGGAGUUCUGCUUUCAGCAGUUAAGACGUCUUGAAGAUGACGACACCGUCCAUGAAAGGCGGAAAAGAUCCAAGCGUGGUAAUACGGAACUAAGCAGUCUACUGGAACUUGUAAGAGAUGCAAACAUUAGCGAUCAAGAUAGAAAGGACGCUAAAAAGCACUAUAAUAGAUUAAAGCUCCAAAUCGAACAGGAUGAAGAUUUUUUGGCAAGUCGCACCAAACAAGAACAGCUGUUUACUUGGAAGUCAAUUCACUUCUACUUGAGUGCUCUAGUAUACGGCACUCAAUUGGACGAAAACAUUUUAGAUAAAUUUUGCGGCAUCUGGUUUCAGUACGCCGAGGACGGGGAGCUAAAUUCUAAGUUAUACCAUGAAAUUAGCUCAAUUCCGAGCUUUAAGUUUAUUCCGUGGGUCAAUCAACUAACUUCGCGUCUUAAUAUGGACAACACACCUUUCCAACGAAAUUUGCAGCUGACUUUGAAAAGAGUCAUGUUCAAACUUCCCAACGAGACGUUGUACCCACUUGUUAGCCUCAAACUGUAUAAACAGUCUCAGGCGAUAGAAGAUCCGUUCAUUGAGCUCAAAGUAAAAGCAGUGGAAAAGCUUUUCAAAGAACUGGAGAAAUAUGAUAAUGGGAAAUUUUCAAGAUUCUACCUAGACCCGAUCGAGGAGUUUUGUGAAAGAUCAGUUGAACUUUCAUCUUUGAAAAUUGCAAAAUCCAGCCGCAGUAUUGACCUAGCGAACUUGAAGUCGGGAAAUUAUUGGUUAGAAUCAAUAAAACGACGAAAUUUAUCCCUACCAACUGAUCCAAUUCCAAUUACAUGCUCUGCCGAUGGGCGCAAACCUCGAGCAACCAUAACGGGCCUCGAACCUGUUGUAUCAAUAUCCACGUCUGGUCUCUCUUUACCAAAAAUUGCGACGUUUUAUCUCUCCGAUGGCUCGAAGCAUAAAGUUCUUAUGAAAGGCAGUAACGAUGACUUGAGGCAAGAUUCUAUUAUGGAACAGGUCUUCAAGCAAGUCAAUCAAAUUCUGAAAAAAAAUCCACAAACGCGAAAGCGAAGCCUUCGAAUAAGGACGUACGAGGUUGUACCGCUAGGGCCGCAAGCCGGUUUGAUUGAGUUUGUGCCGAAGUCAGUAUCGCUACAUGCUGUCUUGAACUUCUUACACGAUAAAGACGAGCUUACUUUUGAUAAGGCGAGGAAAAUGAUGAAGCAAGUUCAAAGUAAGCCAGUUGAAGAAAAGAUUGCUAUGUAUCUGAAGAUCACUGACUCAAUUAAGCCUCGGCUGCGGCACUUUUUCUUGGAUUCAUUCUGUGAUUCGCGAGACUGGUUAGAGGCAAAAUAUGCCUAUACCAAGGGAGUAGUAACAACAUCCAUAGUGGGCUACAUAUUAGGCCUCGGUGAUAGACAUCUCAACAAUAUUUUGCUUGAUGUGUCAAACGGAGAACCGGUCCAUAUUGAUUUGGGCGUUGCGUUCGACCAAGGAAGACUUCUACCUAUUCCAGAAUUAGUUCCCUUCCGAUUAACAAGAGAAAUUGUAGAUGGAUUAGGCGUUACGGGAGUUGAAGGAGUGUUUCGCCGGAAUUGCGAAAGGGUCUUUUCAGUUUUGCAUUCAGAGCGUGAGAGAGUGAUGAAUGUGCUCAACGUUCUGAAGUGGGAUCCCUUAUACUCCUGGGUCGUGUCCCCACUGCGAAAGCGAAAGCUUCAGGUUAAUAUAUCAGACGACAGCGAAUAUCGUGACAUAAAUGCUCAUAAGGGUUCACCGGCAAGGGACAAUGAUGAAUCUAUGCGCGCGCUUAAAGAUGUGCAAAGCAAAUUGGAGGGACGUGGUUUGAGCGUCGAGGCAACAGUCGAAGAGCUGAUUCAACAAGCCACAGAUGUAAGUAAUUUGGCCAGCAUAUACAUGGGGUGGUCACCCUUCUACUGA